Messenger RNA from Pelobates fuscus (common spadefoot toad), 4358 nucleotides. RefSeq names its product nephrocystin 4 (gene NPHP4). Gene Ontology annotation, biological process: protein localization to ciliary transition zone; negative regulation of canonical Wnt signaling pathway. NCBI's taxonomy places the organism in Eukaryota, Metazoa, Chordata, Amphibia, Anura, Pelobatidae. The record is from RefSeq and is a predicted model, not a curated record. Gene Ontology annotation, cellular component: ciliary basal body; ciliary base; ciliary transition zone. The coding region runs from base 29 to 4327 and encodes 1432 amino acids. The transcript has 29 exons.
GUCUUUAAGAACAAAUGCAAGUGGCAAGAUGGAAGAGUGGGAGAAGAUUUUUGAACAAAGUCGUGUUAUCCCGCAGCAUAAGAAUAGAAGCAGACAUUCCCUUAGUGAAUCUUCAGCUUUUCAGGUUUUCAUAAGAACUUUUGAAGGAACCAUAAUUAAACAGAGUCAUUCAGAAGCACUUUUAGAAGGAAGUUUUCAGAUCAGAAUUUCACUUUUUGACGGUACUUAUCACCAUUUCUUUGGAAGAACAUGGAAAAGUGUUCCCAAACCGAUAAAAAACAUACCUGGUCAGACUCCAAAAGUUAUUUUCAAUGAGCCCAUCUAUUUCCAUUCAGCACUAAAUGACCCCAGCAUCGUUGCUGUGGUUGAAGUUAUCGCAAUAACCAGAAGAAAAGAUGGAAUAAAAGAAGAAGUGCCAUGUGGUUUUGGAAUUAUAACCUUGUUCAGCAGUCAGCCUGAGGAAGAUCCUGUCGAUCAGACCAGAAGGCUAAAGCUUUAUCAUGGAACACCUCGAGCACUUCUGCAUCCAGCCUGCAAGGACCUCAGUGAGUUGAGCAAACAUAUGACAAUGAUUGAAAACAGCCUCAUGCAAUACACGGUGCGGCCUCACGGAGCGCUAGAUGGAGUAAUGCACUUGCUUCCUCAAAACAUUCUUGUUUCUGGUUCUGAAAAAAUUCCGGGUAUAAUUCCAGCACAAGAUGCAUCAGGUGAUGGACUUAAGAAACCGUGUCUUCAGAAGUCUGUGAUUUGUUACUUAGACAAACUAUCUUUGUUUCUCUAUCCCAUGUUGGAAAAAUUUGAAGAAGAACUAGCAGGAUUGGUCAAUAGUGACCGUUUACCAAAGAAUAAUUCUAGAACUGAUGGUGCUGUCGUAAUAAUUCAAGAACGAAGGCUUCAUAUCGGAGUUCACAAUGGCUGGGGAUUUGUGCAGACCCCACAAGUUGUAGUUGUUGUACCAGAAACAGAAGUGGUCAGAAAACGUUCCAGUACGAAUUUAGUAAAGAAACCUUCUUCGCAACAAAAAAUAAGCUCCACAGUACAAGCCUUAGUGUUAAGGAGCCGCAUCCGUCUGCCUGAGAUGGUUAAUCAUCCUGGAUUUGCUAUCGUCUUUCAACUUGAAUAUGUCUUCAGUGUGCCUAGUGGAGUCAGCAGUAAGGUACCAUCUGCCACGUGUGUCUCUAAUACUUCAUACAUGCACAUGAUUCGUUGGGCUUCUUGGAAUCCUCACCUGGAAUCUGGCUCUUCACAAGUGACCUUACCCAUGCAUGGAGGACCUCAACCCAGCCCCAGUAAUAGCUUUGUAUACAAGAUACCACCGACGAACAUGAGCUCGGAUGAGGUGCAACAGGUGGAAGCAGGGACAGUGCAAUUUGAAUUUUGUGUCCGAUCAGAGCAGUCAUUGGAUGAGACAGACCGAAUCGGUGAAGAGCUUAUUCACUCCAAGCAAAAAAUAUCAAAUUCAAAGAUGGUGUCUCAGAACCAUGUUUCCCUUCAAGAGUCUCAGUUAGGACCUGCGUUGUCAAUGUCCCAGUUGAGUACAUCAUCACGUUAUCCAACAAUAAGUCAUUCAUCUAAAAUAUCCCAGCAGCUAGUCCCAAGCCAGCUCAUGCCUUCUCCGAUGGCCUACCAAAAUUCUCAUGCGGAAUUCCCAUAUGUGAGUGGUAUAGCACAUCUUGAAGCUGAAAUGAGUCAAACUAACCAGGAUUUGUCUAGUGGUGACCAUUUACAAGAACUGCUUUUUUCUCCAGUCCAUGCUCCUAUUGUUGCACUGGGAACGCAGACUGGGAGCUCUACAUCUAUUCUUUCUCGAGCUGCAUUAGCCCGUCUUAAUUCUAUUGGCUUUCCAGAAAUUUUAGACUGCAAUAAUGAAGUGGCAGAAGUGUUAGAUCCGUCAAGCCCGGUGAACUUCAAUCCACAGAGAGAAGAAGCUGAUUAUCUACAAUGUAAUGAAAUUGUUUUGCAGUUUCUUGCAUUCAGCAGGGUGCAAGAAGUUGAGACAUCUGCAACAUGGCCUCAAACAAUUUACUUCACUUUCCAGUUUUAUCGUUUUCAACCUGUAACCACUGCUCGCCUAGAGCUCCUAAAACUAAAUCCUUCCAGUAUUGCUUCCACUGAUUCCUCAACACAUGUCUUAAUGCAAAUUAAUAAGGAUGGUUCCAUCAAUAAAGGAUCACCAGGAUAUCAGCUCAAAUACAUGGUUGAUCCUGGGUUCCUGAAGCCAGGAGAACAGCGCUGGUUUUUGCGUUACCUGGCUCUCCAAACACUCCAGAUUGACAUUUGGGAUGGGAAUUCAUUGCUCCUCAUUGGAUCUGCUGCUGUAGAAAUGAAGCAUUUAUUACGUCAAGGUCGCACAGCAGUCCAGGUGUCUCAUGAGCUUGAAGUCAUUACUACAGAAUAUGAACAAGACAUGGUUAUGAGCGGAGACAUCACAAAGCAAGGCACAGUCAAACCUGUUGGAGUGCAUACUAUUAUCAAAGGCAGGCUUCAUCUUCGCAUGGGUAACAUCGGACAUCUUGCUGAACAAAAACUGAAGAGAUCUGAGUCACUUCCUCCAUCUAAAUCUCGAAUCAUCUCUGCACACGAUGGUAGAAGUAGUUUCCGUGGAGGUAGCUUGCUUUCCAAAACAGGUUUGUCAGCAGGGAAAACUAUUUCCCAAGCUCAGAAGUUGGCUGACUUAGACAGCGAAUUGGCAGCAAUGCUCUUCAGCCGAAUGAAAGACGUUAGCAUUGCCUAUCAGCAUAAAGACAGCGAGACAGAUGCCAUGCAGAGACGCAAGAUGGAAAGGAUGAUGGCAGUGAGACAACAGGAGUCGCAAGAGAACAUUAACCUAAGAAAAUCACUCCUACUGGCUCAACAUGAAGAGCGCACUCAGCACACCAGAGAUUUGCAGAUUAUCGAAGCAUACAGAGAACGCACCAAGGCAGAGUGUAUCUCGAGUAUGCUGAAUCAGGCCAUUACCUCAAAUUACACUGUCUAUGCUACAAUGGGCACUGCAGAAUUCUUUGAAUUUGAGCUGAAAAAUCCUUACAACAUUCAGUACACCGUAUCCAUUGAGAUUGAUAACCCAGAUCUCAGAGUCAUUGUGGAUACAAAGGAAUGGAGACAUUUUAAGAAUCUAACAAACACAUUGACUCCCAUAGAAGAGAAUAUGUUUCAUGUUGAGCAAAAUUUGACAAACCCACAUCUCUAUCUGAGGCCCAAGGAGACCGUCUACAUUCCAUUUAAAUACCAGAUUUUCUUUGUUGACCAUACCGCCAUGCAAUGGCAGAGUCCCGGGGCUGGUGGAUUGCUGAACAAUACAGAUGGAAUGUCACACUUCAAACCAAAUGCAAUGUCAUCCAAGAAGAUUAAGGUUUCUUUUAAGACUUCGGAUGGAAAACCUGUGGCAAUUCUUCAAGUACAUAUUGAACCCCAACCGCAUGUUGUUGAUCAGACCUUUCGAUUUUAUCAUCCGGAACUGACAUUCUUGAAAAAAUCCAUACGAUUGCCUCCAUUGUUCACUCUUCCAGGAGCUCCAGUCGGAAUGCCAGGUCAAGAGCCAGACCUUCAUGUACGCUGCAGUGAUCCGAACGUUAUCUGUGACACCAAGAAAAUGGGAUACGGAGAACCCCAAGAUGUGUUUUUGAAGGUUGCUGGAGGACCAAGUCCACAGAUAAAAAAAUUCUUUGUCGCACUUUACACGGAUCCAUGGCUUGCUACUCCUGUUCAGAUUUGGCAGAUAUAUGUUCAUUCUCUUAAAAGAGUAGAUGUUAGCUGCGUAACUGGUCAGCUAACCCAACUGUCCCUGGUUCUACGCGGCACUCAAGUCAUCCGGAAAGUGAAAGCUUAUAGUUCUCACCCACAAGAACUAAAGGUUGAUCCAGACAGUGUGUUUGUGCUCCCUCCAAGCGGAAUACAGGACCUGCACAUUGCUGUGCGCCCAUCUAAAGCAGGAAACAGAUUCAUUUACCUCAACUUAGUAGAUGUGGAUCAGCAUCAGCUUGUGGCAUCCUGGCUGGUGUGUGUUUCAAGCAGGAAUCCGAUCAUUUCCAAGGCCUUUGAAAUUACUCUUACUGCUGGAGGAGAAAAGGGAUGCAACAAAAGGAUUACUUACACCAACCCUUAUCAGACCAAGAAAUGUUUUUUUCUUUAUACAAACAGGGCCGAUCUUUUGCAAUUCAAAGAAAACACAUUUGAGGUCGGCGGCCGAGAAACAUACACAAUUGGUUUGCGAUUUGCACCAAGCAGAAACUGCGGUUCAGAAGAAAUUUUGAUUUUCAUAAAUGACCAAGAAGAUAAAAAUGAAGAAACUUUUUGUGUGAAGGUCAAAUACGAACCAGCCAAAUAAACAGCAUGAACUCUGGCAGUGAUUUGAAAUU